This is a messenger RNA of Exophiala oligosperma, 1941 nucleotides long. RefSeq lists its product as uncharacterized. Gene Ontology annotation, cellular component: membrane. Gene Ontology annotation, molecular function: P-type divalent copper transporter activity; copper ion binding. The record is from RefSeq and is a predicted model, not a curated record. The annotation marks the transcript as partial. The transcript has a single exon. Gene Ontology annotation, biological process: copper ion homeostasis. NCBI's taxonomy places the organism in Eukaryota, Fungi, Ascomycota, Eurotiomycetes, Chaetothyriales, Herpotrichiellaceae.
AUGUGGCUCCAGGAGGGGGAGCAACCGGCUACCCCAAUAUGCAAACAUAAGAGGGUCUCCAGACCCAACGAUAUGGCCGCCACAUCAACUCGUCGAAUCCCAUUCUUCGUCCAGUUCUUCCAGACGUGCCAAUCUCCUCACAAUUCAAAGAUGAAGUACCUGGGUCGCCGAAACCCCUUGGGUGGUCUACUGAUGCAGACCACCUUUCUCAUCUCCAACCUGCACUGCCCGACCUGCGCGUCGCACAUCGAAUCCAUCUUUUCCAGGCUGCGACCUGCGCCGGAUUCUGUCCAGGUGUCAAUUGUCUCGCACACGGUCACAGUGAGGCAUUCACGCUCGCUUGACAUCACCACCAUCGCCCAAGCUCUCGAUGAUGCCGGUUAUGACAUCUUUGACCUUGUCCCAGAUCCAACCUCGUCGCAAAGAGACCUGCCAUCCAACUUGCACCAAGGUCUGGAGCCGCCAUCAUUUGAAUACGCUCUUUCCCGAUGGCGUUCCCAUAUCGCCGAGGUCGACGCGGACAAGAGAAGCCGCCACCUCGAGCACUGCCAACAAUGUCAGCCGAGUUCGAAAUGUGCGACAGAAGAGGUUGAGAGUUUUUCCCUUGUUGUCGACCAUCUCCCAGACGUACCCAAGCAGUCCAAAGCCAACUUUGUGGUGGAAGGCAUGACCUGUAGCUCAUGUGUCGGUGCCAUCACCGGAGCACUCAACGAGCGUGUCUGGGUUCGAUCGGCCGAUGUUAGUCUCAUCACUCACAGCGCCGUAGUGAUAUUUGAUGGGGAAGACGUGCAACAUCGUGUCAAAGAGAUUAUCGAUGCGAUUGAAGAUGUUGGUUACUCGGCGUCCCUUGACGCGGUUCAAGAAUACUUUGCAUCUCGACCACCCAACAAAAGCGCCCUUGCCGACUUGUGGCAUGCGACGUACGCUAUAGACGGCAUGACUUGCAGUUCCUGCAUCGGGAACAUCACAAGGGCUCUUCAAGACUUGGAUUACGUCUCGAAAGCAGACGUGAGCCUAAUCAACCAUGCUGCCUCAGUUUACUUUGCAGGCAAGGAUCAUGUCGACGACAUCUCCACCACCAUUGAAGGGGUUGGCUACGGCGCCAGACUCGACACGUUGUCUACCGCUGAGUCCCACCCCGAGACAGGUUCAGACCGCACGAUUCCAGUUCGCAUUGACGGGAUGCAUUGCGGGCGGUGUCCCGAUCGCGUCGUACAGGCAAUGAAGCGCGUGAAGUCGGUGACCAUCGAGACCAUGCCAACUUUGAAAGAUCCUAUCUUGACGGUGUCAUACACUCCAAACCCACCGCACUUCACAGUGAGGACAUUGUUAUCAGCAGUGAAGGACACUGAUCCUUCUUUCGAAGUCUCGGUUCACCACCCCCCAACCCUCGAAGAGCGGUCCAGAAAGAUGGUGGCACGAGAACAGCGCCAUAUCCUAUAUCGCGUUGGCUUAUCUGCUGUGGUGGCUAUUCCUGCCUUUAUCAUCGGUAUUGUCUACAUGAAUCUCGUCCCCCAUGACAAUUCGGGGUAUAAAUAUCUCAUGGCAGAGCGCGCGGGGGUUACACGUGCAGAGUGGGCUAAUUGCAUUAUGGCCACUCCCGUUUACUUUUUCGCCGCAAAUCUUUUCCACCGGCGCACAUACAAGGAGUUACGCGCGCUGUGGAGGCCGGGAAGUCAAGUUCCUAUUUUCAAGAGAUUUUAUCGAUUCGGCAGUAUGAACAUGCUAAUCUCUUUUGGAACAUCCAUCGCAUACUUUGCGUCGAUCGCAGAACUCAUCAUUGCCGCAACGCGUACAUCAGCCAUGCCAGCGGACGGGUCCAUGGAAGGGAGUGGGUCAGGCAUGUCCUAUUUCGAUUCAGUGGUCUUCUUGACUCUUUUUCUCCUUAUCGGCAGAUAUAUCGAAGCAUAUAUGAAGGCCCAAGCUGGCGAUGCCGUGGCA